CUCUCUUCUCUGAACUGAUCUACAGUACUGUUGCCUUGCCCGUUCUCAGCUGGUGUUGCGACCACACAGCCGGAAUCUCCGCUUGUCUUUUUGUGGUACUGUUGGUGAACUUUAUUUCCAGUGUGUGGCGCGGCGCGCAUCACUGCUCGUGAAGGAAAACUGCUGCUGCAAAAUGGACUGAAGCAACAAUUCAACAAAGUGUGGAUACUAAGGAAAAUAUUAGUAUUUCUGUAGAGAGCAACCUUUCUAAAGGUUGAAUUACCAUCAUGGAAGAGGACGACGGGCAUCUUGAGAACGGUAUCCACGCCGCCAAGGACUCGGACCGACAGCAGCGGCUCAGGCUUUGUGUUUUAAAUGAAAUAUUGAACACCGAGCGGGAUUAUGUUCGGACACUGCUUUUCCUUCAGUCGGCAUUUUUGCACAGAAUCAGACAAACUGCAGAUGAUCAACAGUGUCUCUCACCAGAACAUGUCAAGAUUCUGUUUUCAAAUAUUGAGGACAUCCUGGAGUUGCACAAAGACGUGUUGUCUGCAGUGGAGGCCAGUCUGCAGCCAGAACCCCAGCUUCACCAUGCACUAGGACAUGUGUUCCUCCAGUUUAAGGCAAGUUUCUCGGUGUACGGCGAGUACUGCAGUAACCAUGAAAAGGCUUUGCGACUUCUCAUGGAGCUAAACAAGAUCCCAAAUAUCAGGACCUUCCUGCUGCACUGUAUGCUUCUUGGAGGGAAGAAAAGCACAGAUGUUCCCCUGGAGGGCUACCUCCUCAGCCCCAUUCAGAGGAUCUGCAAGUACCCUCUGCUGCUGAAGGAACUGUUAAAGCGGACCCCAAAGAAGCACGCUGACUAUCCUGCAGUGGAAGAGGCUCUGCAAUCCAUGAAGGCUGUCUGCUCCAACAUCAAUGAGACCAAGAGGCAGAUGGAGAAACUGGAGGCUCUCGAACAGCUGCAGUCCCACAUUGAGGGCUGGGAGGGAACCAACCUGACAGAUAUAUGCACAGAGUUGCUGCUUCAUGGGAAUCUCCUUAAAAUCUCCGCAGGCAAUAUCCAGGAACGUGUCUUCUUCCUGUUCGACAACCUUUUGGUGUACUGUAAGAGGAAGUCCAGGGUUUCUGGAAAGAAGUCCACCAAGAGGACCAAGUCUAUCAACGGGCCCCUCUAUGUGUUCAGAGGCCGAAUCAACACUGAGGUGAUGGAGGUGGAAAAUGUGGAAGAUGGAACAGCGGACUAUCACAGCAACAACUACACAGUGACGAAUGGCUGGAAGAUCCACAACACUGCUAAAAACAAGUGGUUUGUCUGCAUGGCCAGAAAUCCAGAGGACAAGCAGAAGUGGCUGGACGCCAUCUUGAGGGAGCGGGAGCAGAGAGAGAGUCUCAAACUUGGAAUGGAGCGGGAUGCCUACGUGAUGAUCGCCGAGAAGGGGGAGAAGCUCUACCACAUGAUGAUGACCAAGAGUCGGCACCUGAUUAAGGAUAGACGCAGGAAGCUCAGCAUUGUGCCCAAGUGCUUCAUGGGAAAUGAGUUUGUGUCAUGGCUGAUAGAGAGCGGGGAGAUCAGUAACCCUGAUGAAGGAGUCAACCUGGGACAAGCUUUGCUGGAGAAUGGCAUCAUUCACCAUGUGUCAGACAAGCACCAGUUCAAGAACGAGCAGGUCUUGUACCGAUUCCGCUACGACGAUGGCACCUACAAGGCCCGCAGUGAGAUGGAGGACAUCAUGUCUAAGGGCGUCAGGCUGUACUGCCGCCUUCAUAGCCUCCACACGCCUGUCAUCAAGGACAGAGACCACCAUCUGAAAACCUUUAAAUCUGUGGUGCCUGCCAGCAAACUGGUUGACUGGCUACUCUUGCAGGGAGACUGCUCAACCCGAGAGGACGCUGUGACGCUGGGUGUGGGGCUCUGCAACAAUGGCUUCAUGCACCAUGUCUUGGAGAAGAGUGAGUUCAAAGAUGAGUCCCAGUUCUUCCGUUUCUAUGCAGACGAGGAAAUGGAGGGAACCGGCGCCAAGAGCAAGCAACUCCAGCGCAAUGACUUUAAACUCAUCGAAAACAUCUUAGCGAAGUCCCUAGUGAUCCACCCUGAGGAAGAAGACUACGGCUUUGAGAUUGAGGAGAAAAACAAGGCCAUUGUGGUGAAAUCUGUCACCAGGGGCUCACAUGCUGAGAUGGCCGGCCUGCAGGUGGGCAGGAAGAUCUACACCAUCAAUGAGGACCUGCUGUUCCUCCGGCCCUUCUCUGAGGUGGAAACCAUGAUCAGCCAGGCCUUCUGCGUACGGCGCUCUUUGCGACUGCUCGUUGCCACCAAGGCCAAGGAGAUUGUGAAGAUCCCUGACAACCCAGACACCCUCUCCUUUAUACUCUGUGGCUCCGCCCCUUCUCAUGUCCACGCUGUCAGGAAAGGCUGGGAGGCGGUUGGUGCAGGUCUUCAGCCGGGUCAGGUCAUCCUGAAGGUCAACGGCAACAACGUCAACCGCAGUGACUACCAAGAGGUCCUGGAGCACUUCACAGCACAGCACAAACCACAGGAGCCUCCCCAAGCGUGUCAGUGGGUGUAUCGUGCAUUUGAGGAUGUCAAAGAGCUACAAAGAGAAAGAGCUUCAGGUGAGAAGGAGGAGAGCCUUUUCAGGCCUUAUCCAGUGGAGAAUGGCUCAGACUACGAGGAGGAGAAUGGCACCAAUGGAAAAGACUUCCUGCUGGGCAGACUUUCCCUCUCCACUGACCUGCCUCUGGUCAGUAUGACGGUAGAUAACGUCCAUCUGGAGCACGGUGUAGUCUAUGAAUACGUCAGCACUGACGGCAUCAAGAGCCACGUCCUGGAGAAGAUGGUGGAGCCUAAAGGCUGCUUCAGCCUCACUGCUAAGAUCCUGGAGGCAUUUUCUGGCGAUGACGUCCUCUUUGUUCGUAACUGCAGCCAGCUCAUCUCCCAGAGCGACAGAGUGGUUACCAUGCCUCAAUACGAGUUCAGACAAAUCUGUGACACCAAGCUGGAAAGUAUCCGACGGCGUAUCAGCAGCUAUCAGCAGUUUGCCCUGGAGCUGAGAAACAAGGCGUGGCCCUCCUUCAGGCAAGCCGGCGUUCGCCCUCACCCGCUCAGCUGCAUGGACUUUGUUCCCACCAACUGCCACGUUAACAUCAUGCAGGUCUCCUAUCCCAAGGGCACUACCCCCGCUGGCAGAACUUUCAGCAUCCGCUUUGGGCGCAAGAACUCCCUGUUUGGUCUGGAUCCUGAUCAAGCGCAACUGAAUCCCAUGUCACACACCCAGCACUGUGUGACCAGUAUGGGAGCUCCUUCCUGGAACUCUUCUGGCCUGGAAGGGGAUGAGGUAGACAGCAGUGGGGAGGUGAACAUGGAUGGAGGCGAGGGGUUGAUGGACAGUCUGCGGGGCAGCCAUGGAGAAGGCGGGUUGAGCUUCCUGCUCAAACAGGAAGACACAGAGACACAGGAUGCCUACAUUUAUUUGUACAGCCGCCUGGAUGUUGCUGUAAGGGAGAUGAAGCAAUACGUUGCUCAGAUAGAUGUCCUCUUGUCAUCUAUCACCGAGCCCACACAACUCCAAGGGGAGGGUGGGGAGCCGCCGGUUUAUGAGCCUGGUCAGACACCCUCUUUGGCCCACUGUGAGGAUGGCUGCGACCAGGACAAGGCGGAGCAAGGCGGCAUUAAAAGGGUCUGCUUCAAGGUGAACGAGGAGGACCAGGAAGACUCGGGUCAUGACACGAUGAGCUUCAGGGACUCCUACAGUGAAUGCAACAGCAACAGAGAUUCAGUCCUGUCCUACACCAGUGUUCGAAGUAACAGCUCCUACCUGGGGAGUGACGAGAUGGGAUCAGGGGAUGAACUGCCGUGUGACAUGAGGAUUCCUUCGGACAAACAGGACAAGCUGCAUGGCUGCCUCGAGCACCUUUUCAACCAGGUUGACGCCAUCAACAGCCUACUCAAAGGACCGGUUAUGGCCAAGGCCUGUGAAGAGACCAAGCACUUUUACUCUGAUCACAGCCAACCAGAGUUCCGCCAAACAGAAGACUGGACGGUUCGUUGUCGUUAUAUUAUCCACAAGAACAUCCAGGAGGACCCUUGGAACCUGCCCACCUCUAUCAAAACCCUGGUGGAGAGCCUACAAAGAUUUGUGGAUGAUGGAAAGAACCAGCUUCUCCUGGCCCUGCUUAAGUGCACAGACACGUCUCUGCAGCUAAGGCGGGAUGUGAUCUUCUGCCAGGCGGCGACGGGAGCCCUGUGCACACUGGCUGAGCAGCUGUUGGCGGCGUUGCGGUCGCGGUUCAACAACGCUGGAGAGUACCAGGAAGACGGCAAAGAGACCAGCCGCAAGUGGCUGGAGCAAAUUUCUGUCAUUGGCGUGCUGCUGCACUUCCAGUCCACACUUGCACCACACCUGAAAGAUGAGCGGACGAUGCUGGAAGACACCAAGGCGGCCCUGCUGGAUUUGGACAAAGUCACUGUGUUCUUCAGGCAACUGGAGGAUGAGUAUCUAGUCGCAAACACACCAGUAUGUUACCAGGUGGACGGCAGCCGACAGGCCCUGAGGGUCACCCUGUAUCUAGACAGCUGUCACUUCAGUGAGCUACCCAGUCGGCUGCAAAAUGGAGGCAGCCUCAAGCUCUACACCGUCCUCUUCACUAGGGCACUGGAACGUCCAGAGGGAGUGUCCCAGCAGGACUACGCAGCCAUGGAGGAAUUCCAGCAGCGCACCAACGCUGUCUCACUAGAGAAGGUCAAGGCCUACUACCGCAGACUCAGGGCUUUCUAUUUGGAGAAGUCCAAUCUCCCCACAGACUCGAACACCACAGCAAUGAAGAUAGACCAGCUGCUGCGACCCCUCAACACGCUGGAUGACCUCUGUCGACUAAUGCAGUCCUAUGUCAACAUGCGCCCAAAUGCCCAAGGCCACCCGUCAGGAGUCAGCGUACUGUGUGUCUCCUCUGAGCUGUGUAACCGCCUGGGAGCCUGCCACAUCACUAUGUGUGGUACAGGCAUGCAGAGAUGUACCCUAAAUGUGACACUGGAGCAGGCAAUGAUCUUAGCCAGGAACCAUGGUCUCAUGCCACGCUGCAUCAUGCAGACCAUGGAUAUAAUGCGCAAACAGGGGGCAAGAGUUGAGCUCUCAGCUAAAAAUCUCAAGGUGAUGGACCAGAUGCCUCCAUCCUUCCCAAGGCUCUUCAAGCUGUGUUUGCCACCCUCAGAUGGAGAACUCUAAGAAAACCAUCACUUUAGAGAAAGGGUGAAUGUGAAAGAGGACAAUAUGAUGAGAGAUGGAAGCAACAAAAGAAUGCGAGUCUCACCACUUUUCUUCCAAGAGACACUGCCAACGGAAAGACCCCACCCCUCCACCGCCCUAAUUACACAGGGGUCAUUCCACCAUGGAUACCACUAGAGUCUUCAGUGUAACAUACAGGCAAAACAUGACUAUACAAAUGACUAAAGUCAAUUACCAGGGAUCAACUACUGUGAGAGUGAUGCAGCCUGACGCUCAAGACUAAUCAGCUACUGUUAUACUGAGAAGCCACCCUGAUAGAAGUAGUAUUGCUUAGGCUGUCUGUCAACACAAAGCUGAAAUGAAUGACUUGGCAUUUGGUGCAAAACAUUCGCAACACAUAUGAAAGGGAGAUGCCAAUUUGAGGCCUCAUAAAGACGACAUCCGCAGUGAUUAUGCUCAUAACCGAGCACUUAUAAUUAACUGGAUUAACCAAACUACCUGUAGCUAAAUGCAGAUGUUAUCCAUUUUGCCUUGGACUGCAACUCCAUAGAGCUAUCUCUUUCUCCGUUUGGGCUGGUGUUCCCCAGUGCUCAAUGUUUGGACCCCAAUGGAAAUAGAAUACUUGAAUACCCUGGUAUUCAUGCAUGUUAGCUGGCUGAAUAGAUGCAGAAAGUCAAAAAAUGUACAGAGAGAUGGAAGUAGGGAUUGAGGGACAGAUGAAAGGACGUAUAAUGGGAGCAUGUGGUUACUGUGCAAUUACUGUAGGUUUAGUGUGAGUACUGUAUUACUGCACUAUAUGAAGGAUAGUUAUUUAUUGUUUCCGGAAGGAGCAUUUUUAUCCCUCACUUAUACUGUAUCAGGUAUUAAAGAAUCUAAAAGCAUUCCAGCCUACGUAUUAAACAGUAUUUAAAGGACCAAUGGCAUGCCAUUUUUCUGACGUAACUGCUUGUGUAUUUUAUUUAUAUGUAUGGUCUUUUAUCAUGUCAGGAAGUGUAACAUUGAUCUUCAGGGAGAGCAAGGGAGAUAAGAUAAACAGAAGCUAGCUAAUAAGAAUCAGGACAAAGGAAGCUAAAGCAAACUAUACAAGGCUGCUUGUCAAUAAGCAACCAAGUCAACAGGCUGGUAUAUUGAAUCAUUCUUAAAUUAUUAAUAUAUUAAUUCAAUAUUACGAAAUAUUCAAUUCAAAUGUACUAGUUGAAGGAUUGCCUUCUGUUAACUAAGACAUUAUUUUGCUUUUAAAUUGGUUUUACAUUGUCUUGGGACUAUUGUAUGUACUGGAGGUAUUAAAAUAAGCACAAUGACUGAAGUUGCAGUGUUAGCAAAAAGUACUGUAAGAAGUUUGUGGCUGGUGUAAACAAAGGGAUCACUUCAGGACUGAAACACAGUAACAUUAUUUUACUGAGGAUUUAAAUGUAUUGUACAUACAAAUUGUAACAGUGUGAGAGAAAAUGAUAGUGUGUCGUAAAGCAGCAGAGUAAUGCUAUAAGUUAAAUUGGAUUUUUAUGGAGAUAAUAUAGUAUAUAAAACGGUUAGUAUUCAUGACUGUGCAUUUAAAGAGAAGCUGUUUCUCUUUGCUGACUGUAACCUCUCUGACAACUUGUUGAUUUUGACUGUUGAAAAGGUUUGUCAUGCAUUUCAAGAGUCUGUCUUUACAUCAGGCAGACAACAUAGUCCUUUUUAUUUAUUCAAAAACAGUCUGGUUCCAAAUGAGUUUGUUGGAAUAGUCUCUACACAUCCCGCGGUACUAGUGUGGCCACUGUAAAUUUACAUCCUUCUCUUGGCAUAUAAGACUCAGCGGAUAUUUGCAUUAUUAUAAUUCAUAUUUGCUUUGAAUCUGUUUAGCGUUGUAUGAACUUGGAAUACAGCAUUUGUUACAUCAUAAUAUCAUAAGUGUGUGUGUGUGUGUGUUACCUGUUUAAAUUAGCAAAGACUGCAGCAUGUUGGUGUAGCUGGACAAAUAUGUCACUGAUUACACAUUUAUUUACAUUAUUCUAAUGUUUUGUAUAUACUUUAUUUGCAAUGUUAUGUUGCUUGAAAAUAACUGUACAAAGGAUAUUUCUUUAAUCUUUCUAAAAUUAUCAUUGUAAAUGCAACCUUAACAAGCUAGUAAAUAAAAUGUUCACAAUAUGGUGAUGUUUUGCAGUGAAGAAGCAUGUCCAUGUUGGCAAGUCCAACAUGGACAUGAUUUCCAGUAUAAAAAUGCUAAUACACACACA
Molecule: messenger RNA, 7420 nt
Organism: Micropterus dolomieu (smallmouth bass)
Lineage: Eukaryota; Metazoa; Chordata; Actinopteri; Centrarchiformes; Centrarchidae
Gene: prex1
Product: phosphatidylinositol-3,4,5-trisphosphate-dependent Rac exchange factor 1
Exons: 40
Coding region: 267-5204 (1645 amino acids)
Biological process (GO): intracellular signal transduction
Molecular function (GO): protein binding; guanyl-nucleotide exchange factor activity
Source: RefSeq, a predicted model, not a curated record